Molecule: messenger RNA, 1458 nt
Organism: Bipolaris zeicola 26-R-13
Lineage: Eukaryota; Fungi; Ascomycota; Dothideomycetes; Pleosporales; Pleosporaceae
Exons: 7
Coding region: 1-1458 (485 amino acids)
Biological process (GO): transmembrane transport
Cellular component (GO): membrane
Molecular function (GO): transmembrane transporter activity
Source: RefSeq, a predicted model, not a curated record
AUGGCGCGCGACGCAAUGGAUGAUUCUGCGUCCAAAGACCAUGCCUAUACCAUGGAAGAGGUUCCCAACGAAAAGUCAUCACUUGCAGGCUUACCGGAUCAUUUGCACCAGGCAAUGAGAGCUGGGUUGAGCCAAGAAGAUGCAGAAUUUCUCUACAGCGUCGACAAGGCGGAGCAAAAGAAGAUUUUCCACAAGGUUGACUGGCGCCUAUGUCCCAUGCUUGCUAUUUUGUACCUCAUCUCUCAUCUCGACAGGGCAAACAUUGGCAACGCCAAGAUCGAAGGCCUCGAGAAAACUCUGGGUAUGAAAGGCACAGAUUACAAUGUUGCGCUCAUGGUCUUCUUCGUCCCAUAUGUCCUCUUCGAGAUCCCUUCCAACAUGAUUCUCGCAAAGUUCAAACGCCCAUCGUACUACAUGGGUACGCUGACGCUGUGCUGGGGUACUUUCCGUAUGGCGUUGUUUUAUUGUGCGUCUGCUACGAGUGGAGCGUUUUCUGGACUUUUGGCUGCUGCGAUUGCUAAAAUGAAUGGUAUCGCUGGACUUGAGGGUUGGAGAUGGAUCUUCAUUCUGGAAGGAAUAGCCACUGUUUUAUUAGGUGCUUCAGUUUUCUUUUUGUUGCCAGACUCGCCCGAUCACGCAGCCGGUCGAUGGCUCACAGCCGACGAAGCGCGCUUCCUUCGCCUCACACACAUUGUCACGCGCGGCCUCAAGCGAGAGAGACAGGUCAAUGCCGAGGGCAAGAAAAAGAGGGUCAAAUGGGGUGUCAUCGGUCAGGUUAUAAAAGACUGGCAGAUAUACCUGCAAGCUAUGGUCUUUGCGAGUAACGCUGUACCAAACUACGGACUAAAAUUUACUAUGCCUCAGAUUCUGAAGAACAUGGGUUUCACAAGUACGACCGCACAACUCAUGACUGCACCACCGUAUGCAUGUGGCGCAAUUUCAGCAUUAGUAUCUUCCCUACUUGCUGAUCGGUUUACAUGGCGUAUGCCCUUUAUCGCUAGCGGACAGGCUCUUCUCAUCAUUGCAUACGCCAUUCUAUUCGCCAAAGCAGAAGCCAUCAAGGAAAACGUCGCAGUUUGUUACUUUGCAGUUCACGUUGCUUGCAUCGGCCUCUACCCUAUUCUCCCCGGAUGCAAUGCCUGGACCAUUAAUAACCUUGCCGGACCCGAAAAGCGAGCUGUCGGUAUCGCAACCAUGAUUUGCAUCGGCAACCUAGGAGGCAUCGUCGGCUCCUUCAUUUUCCAGGAAAAAGAGUCGCCUAAAUACGAAACGGGAUUCGGCUCGUCGCUCUCAUUUGCUGCAGCAGGGCUCGUGUGUGCCUUCACGCUUGAGUUCUUGUUCUUCAGGAUUAAUAAGAAGAAUGCGGAAAAGACGGAGGAGGAGUGGCGCGCUAUAUAUACCCCUGCGCAGUUGGAAAAGAUGGGAGAUAGGAGUCCGUUGUUCAAGUAUCAUCUUUAG